GCCCGUGCACUGCAGUCGCAUUCAGGGGUGUUUACUAAAGAUGGUUCUUUACUUGGUAACCUUUUACCAUACUUUGCCCUUCUUUGGAAGCGUUUCCGUGUCCCUGCUGAACAGCUACUUGUCAUCGUCGGUCUCUUUUAAUUUGGACACGAUUUACUUGAACUGGAACUCCACUUUUCCGGCCAUUACUGUGUGCGAGAUAUACAAUGCCGAAAGAAUUUGGGACCUGAGUGACUCACAUUUUGGCGUGGAACACGAUAUGCAUGUCGAUGACUUCAUCUCCGAAAUUGUAUUCUAUCGCGGCGUCUGCAGCAGCUGCGAGGAUUGCCCCAAGUUUCGAUGUCCGACCAACUUUACCGUGCUCGUGGAUUUGUUCCGUACCAGCUGCCAUCAGUUGCUGGUGAACUGCAGCUACCUGAACGAGCUUUUCGACUGUUGCGAUCGGUUCCUGCCCCUGCCCACGGAGUACGGGUUGUGUUACUCCUUCAACUCGCACCAGGCGCGAAAGGUGUCCCAUGUGCAGUUCACCAACAACCGGGAGACGGGGCCGGGACAUCUCAAUUUCAAUGCCGCCGCCGACAUCCAGUUGUAUGUGCAUGCACCCAUCGAUGUGCCCUACCAGUUCUCGGAGGGCAUGAUCCGGGAGACGGUGCUACUGGGCCACUACAAGGAGCUGGUCCUGAAUGUCAUCGAGGUGCACAACGACGAGAGUGUCCAGGAUCUGAGUCUGGAGCAGCGGCGAUGUCGCUAUGGCCACGAGCAUGUCCUCGAACGGCAGGGCAUCUACGAGUUCUACAGCUACUCCGGAUGCGUAGUGGAAUGCACAGUGCUUUUGCAGCUGGAGAACUGCAACUGCACCAGCCACUUCAUGGCCAAUCCCGGCCAGAAUUCCCUGCCCGCCUGCGACUACCGCGGCCUGAUCUGCCUCACCAAGAUCCGGGACAAGAUCAUGACGGAGCGCAAGUCCUGCGAGUGCAUGAGCUCCUGCGAGGAGCCGGAGUACAACAUCAUUUAUAAUUCAGCAGAUGAGGAUGAUGAAGCCUCGGAUGACGUCUCAAAAAUCCGAGUGGCUCUUGUGGAGCUGCCCACCCAGCGCUACGUACGUCGGGUGACCAAAACUAUUCUGGAUUUUUUGAUUUCCCUUGGCGGUCUGGUUGGCCUGUUCUUCAACACAUCCGCCUUGCGAAUUGUGGAGGCCAUUGUAAUCUGCCUGCGACAUAGAAAAACCAUGGUGAAGUGGGUUAAACGAAUUUUGCUUGGCACGGCAAAGUAUUUACAGAUCUUGGACCAGUCGAAGUAA
Drosophila gunungcola (fruit fly) is the source of this 1300-nucleotide messenger RNA. It is a transcript of the gene ppk31, whose product is annotated as pickpocket protein 11. Gene Ontology annotation, cellular component: membrane. The coding region runs from base 41 to 1300 and encodes 419 amino acids. Gene Ontology annotation, molecular function: ligand-gated sodium channel activity. NCBI's taxonomy places the organism in Eukaryota, Metazoa, Arthropoda, Insecta, Diptera, Drosophilidae. The transcript is spliced from 7 exons. Gene Ontology annotation, biological process: sodium ion transmembrane transport. The record is from RefSeq and is a predicted model, not a curated record.